UUGUGAACGUCAUAGAUCGUUUACAUAUCCACUUGGAUAAACUGUUGUGUCACUUGUUGCCUUGCUAUUUUCACUUUCCUCCUCAUGCGCUUUCCCAGCCAUUGUGUUGAGUUUUCAUUUUAAUUUUUCGCCUGAAAUGACCUACUAUUAGCGCUAACUUUAUAUCUGUAAGUUUGAGUAAUAAUUAUUUCGAUACACUAGUUGGAGUGUCUUUCGGAGUGUUAACCUCAAAAAAUUAAAACGUGAGGUAAAUACUGGUGCUAUUGUUUGGUGCACAAAGUUGAUAAUUAGGAUUUUUCAUUUUUUUUUAAAAAUUACAACACAAAAUUUUACACAGGUCAGGUGAACUUUUAGAAUAGUGUUUUAAGGAUUGAAAAUAUUGGUGUUUCGCAACGUUCGUAUCACGAAACAAGUCCACUCAACGUUUACUAUUUGAAUGUAUACAGGUUCAAUAAUGUGUGAGCUGGCGGCGUGCCCAUAGUCGCAGAAUGUUAAGGCACCUGCGAUCCAGACUUCGCUCGGGUCUGAGCUUGCGCCCAGCCGAGGGAAAGGCUAGGCAAUUUGAGGCACCUCGGAGAUCCAACUGCCAUCCGCGAGUCCUCACAUGGCACAGUCACGGCUUGCACACGAGCAAAGCCACCUCUGCAGCAGCGGUGAAGCCCUUCAUCCUCUCGGAUAUUGGCGAGGGUAUCAAGCAGGUGGUCAUCACUAAGUGGCACGUCAAAGAGGGUGACGUCGUCGAAGAGUUCGAUGACGUUUGCGACGUCGAGAGCGACAAAGCAGCCACAACGAUAACCAGCAAGUUCAAAGGAGUCGUCAAGAAGGUCCACUACGACGUCGACGCGACGGCCCAGGUCGGGGCGCCCCUGGUCGACAUCGAGGUUCAGUCCGAAGACGCGGAGCCCUCGACGGUUGAAAAAGCGGUCCAAAGCGAAUCGACGCAGGUGGCGCCGUCUGGCGUAGGGGCGGAGGAAAUGCCAUUAGCGACGCCGGUUGCGGGAUCUAGCGGCGAGGAAGAGAAACGAGCGGGAGAGAGGCCAUUAGCAACGCCGGCGGUGCGUCGGCUACUGCGAGAGAAUCAACUGAGCCUCCAAGAAGUUCGUGGAAGCGGGAAGGGGGGCCGGGUCCUGAAGGAGGACGUCUUGAGCUUUAUCGACAAUAAUAAAGUGAAUCGACAGCGAGAUGAGACGGAGAGCCAUUACGAACAAUUGAGGCAGACGCAGGCCCAGGCGGCCGGCGGGGAGGGAGCGGGGGCAGGCAAUCAAGACGUGGUCUUCCGAGUGGAGGGCCUCACCAAACACAUGGUGCGGAGCAUGACCGCGUCGUCGGCCAUCCCGACAAUGACGUUCGGCGACGAGGUGAACGUCACCACGCUGGUCCAGUGGCGGGAGCAGUUUCGAGAGACUUUGGCCAAACGUGACGUCAAGCUCACGUUCCUGCCGUUCAUGAUGAAAGCCAUGUCGCUGGCCAUCUUGAAGUACCCCAUCGUCAACGCGUCCCUCGACGAGAAGUGCGAGAGAAUAACCUACAAGUCCGCCCACAAUAUCGGCUUCGCCGUCGCGACGUCGAGAGGGCUCGUUGUUCCCAACGUCAAGAAUGUGCGGAACCUGAGCAUUCUCCAGAUAGCUGUCGAGUUGGCGCGGCUCCAGAAUCUGGCUCACGCCGGGAGGCUGACGCCCUUUGAUAUAUCCGGAGGCACCAUCACUAUCUCCAACAUCGGGUCUGUGGGCGGGAUUUAUUUCCGGCCGCUUAUCAACCCGCCGGAGGUGGUCAUAGGCGCCACUGGGAAAUUGCAGACUUUACCGAGGUACAACAAGAAUGGAGAGCUGGAGAAAACCCAAAUCAUCAAUAUUAGCUGGGCUGCAGACCAUAGAAUUGUAGACGGUGCGACUCUCGCUCUGUUCUCCAACACUUGGAAAGAGUACUUAGAAAACCCCUCGGCUCUGUUGCUAGGUUUGGUAUAGCACAGUUUUAUGCCAGAAGUCAACACCGAAAAAAUGUUAAUUUUACAUUCUAGAGGUAAAAAAAGUGUGUGGCAACUUAUAGAAUGCCGAAUUAACAGCCACGGCAGUUAUUUUUACAUCUUGGCAUUGCUACAACAACUUCUGAAGCGGGUAAUUCAGCAUUUCAUACGUUCUUGCACACUUGGAGAUACAUGUUUUACAUCCAGAAUGUUGAAUCAACUUCCUCUUUUUUCGGUGAACCGUUGUCUCAGAGAAGAGAUCUAAAGUUGUAAUAACUAGGAACUGUUUUACGGAGAACUGGCCGCAUCAGGAACUUGAAAAAAAAAGAAGAAAAGGAGUGUCAUUAAUCUUUUUAAGUUGAAAGUUUCAUCGAAAAUUUCAUCUUAUUGUAAUCUUUGUGCCAUAAGUUUUCAUGACAUUUUAUUUUAAUGUAUCGUCUUAAAUGUGUGAAUCUCUUAAUUUUGAGCUGGAUUCUUCCGGUGAAUUUGAUAAAAUAAUCUGAGAUUGAGCACAUGCGUUAUUGCAUCGUGCGAUAUGUUAACGCUACAUGUAAGUGUAAUUUCUGAUAGUCAUUACAUUAUGCAAUCCGUCUUUUUCUUACGUAAAUUCAGAGAAGUGAUCGCGAAUUAUUCUGUCACUUUGUAUUGCAGCUGUAAUUUUUACUGGUAAAACGGUAUUUCCUCUGGUAAUUUUUAAUACUUUCCCUCUUUGCAGAGUGAAGGCGAAUAAACGUCGAGGACAAUGUUUUUCGAUCCCGUCUCUAUGUUUUUUUCUGAAAUUAAGCAAUAAAAUUGUUGAUCUUUGUCGAA
Molecule: messenger RNA, 2773 nt
Organism: Bemisia tabaci
Lineage: Eukaryota; Metazoa; Arthropoda; Insecta; Hemiptera; Aleyrodidae
Gene: Dbct
Product: Dihydrolipoamide branched chain transacylase E2
Cellular component (GO): mitochondrion; cytoplasm
Molecular function (GO): acetyltransferase activity; lipoic acid binding
Source: RefSeq, a predicted model, not a curated record